CUGUUGUGUGCGCGGCACGAUUUCCACGUCAGUAAGUUUGCCUGUGGAGGAGAUUACCCAGCGGUGGCAGAAUAUUUAUCUACCCAUCAGUAAAACAACAGGGCAUGACAACACCACGUGGAACUGUCUAAAAUAUUCACUAUGGUGGACAAGAAUAUAUAUAUCGUUCAAGGGGAGAUUUCUGUUGUUGUUGCUGCUAUCAAGAGGAACUCUAGAUGGAGUACCCACACUCCUUUGGAUGAAGAGCAGGACCCACUACUAAAUGGCUUCAGCAACUUGAAAGAAGAACUCAAUAAGAUAAAAGAUCUUUCUGAAGUAGUGCCCAAUGAGUUCCUUAGACCUUUUCUUGAGGUGGUCCGCUCAGAGGACACAACUGGACCAAUCACUGGCCUGGCACUCACCUCUGUCAACAAGUUCUUGUCUUAUGGCCUUAUAGAUGCCAAUCAUGAAGGGGCAGCAGAGGGCAUCGAGAACAUGGCUGAUGCUGUCACACAUGCUAGAUUCGUGGGUACUGACCCUGCGAGUGAUGAGGUGGUGCUGAUGAAAAUCCUUCAGGUUUUAAGGACUUUGCUGCUGACUCCAGUAGGAGCCCAUCUGACCAAUGAGUCUGUUUGUGAAAUCAUGCAGUCCUGUUUCCGUAUAUGCUUUGAAAUGAGAUUAAGCGAGCUGCUGAGAAAGUCAGCUGAACAUACACUGGUCGACAUGGUGCAGCUGCUCUUCUCCAGAUUACCACAGUUCAAAGAGGAGGCCAAGAGUUAUGUGGGCACUAACAUGAAGAAGAUUCCAGGCUGUAUUCUGGACGCACAGGAUUUUAUUAAUGCAGAUCAGCCUAGAAACACCAAUCAGACGGGCUUAGAGAGGUUAAAGAUGAGAGCCGGUGGAAUGAACGAGUCGUCCAAGUGGAAGAAACAGAAACGUUCACCCCGCCCCCCUCGUCACAUGGUACGCAGUCCCUCUGGGCAGUUGGAUUCAACCCAUUCCAGUACCCUCACCAACAACAUUACAGGUGGAGUUCCAUUCAUUGAGCAGCAGAGUGGAGGUUCUACUACGUUUCCUGGUUCAGACAGUGCAGCUUCCUCCAUCUCCAGCCCCACCACUGAUAGUGGCCUGGACACUGGUUCUAAAACCACAUCUAAGGAAGAUCUCACAGACCUGGAGCAGUGCAGCUCAUUGGCCACCACUCCCAUUACACCUUCAGCAGAGACAGGCAGACUUGAAUCACAGUCUGAGGGAAGGGAAGUGGAGCGUUCCCAAUCGGCCUCAGUGGAGUCCAUUCCUGAAGUUCUGGAAGAGCAAGACUUGUUGGCUGACCAGUCUGAUUUGGCAUCGGUCCACGACAUGGACUAUGUCAACCCCAGAGGAGUGCGCUUCAUGCAGUCCACCCAGAAAGAUGGUGCUGCUCUAAUCCCAUACGGUCUUCCGUGCUUGAAAGAGCUCUUCCGGUUCCUCAUCUCCCUCACCAACCCACAUGACCGCCAUAACUCGGAUGUUAUGAUGCACAUGGGUCUGCAGCUGUUGAACGUGGCCCUAGAAGCAGCACACAUUGCCCCCUACCAGUCACUGCUUUGCCUGGUCAAAGACGAGCUAUGUAGGCACCUAAUACAGUUGUUAAGUGUGGACAGAAUGAAUCUGUAUGCUGCCUCCAUACGUGUUUGCUUUCUUCUCUUUGAAAGCAUGCGAGAACAUCUCAAGUUUCAGCUGGAGAUGUACCUGAAGAAGCUGAUGGACAUCAUUACCUCAGAAAACCCUAAAAUGCCCUAUGAGAUGAAGGAAAUGGCCUUGGAGGCCAUUGUACAGAUCUGGAGAAUCCCUAGCUUUGUCACUGAGCUUUACAUAAAUUAUGAUUGUGAUUUCUACUGCUCCAACCUGUUUGAAGACCUCACCAAACUGCUCUCCAAGAAUGCCUUUCCAGUGUCUGGGCAGCUCUAUACAACCCAUCUUUUGUCACUUGAAGCUCUAUUGACUGUGAUUGACAGCACAGAGGCUCACUGUCAGGCCAAAGUUCUCAACAGCGCAGCACAGCAGGACCAAUCAGAAUCAACAACAGCUGAAGGAGAAAGUUUGAGCAACACCAUCACAGAUUCAACCACAGAGGCUGGCAAAUCUGUCCCCAGUUUUAAUGGGCAGAAUGCUGUUGUGUCUGAGGCGUGGGCUGCCUGUCCUCCAACCAGUGGGUAUUUGAUGGCAGAGGAAAUGAGAUUAGGCAGGCAGGACCAGGAGGACACAGACUCAGCAGAAAAGAAAAUCCCUAAGAAGCCACAGCGGUUCACCAGCUGCCUUCCGGACUCUCAAGAACUUCUGGAGAUCAAGAUCAAGAAAAAGCUUCUGAUCACAGGUACAGAGCAGUUCAAUCAGAAGCCGAAGAAGGGCAUUCAGUUCCUGCAGGAGAAAGGCCUGCUCAGCAUUCCCAUGGACAAUAAUGAGGUGGCUCAAUGGCUGAGGGAUAACCCCCGAUUGGACAAGAAAAUGAUCGGAGAGUUUAUAAGCGAUCGCAAGAACACCGACCUACUGGACAGUUUUGUCAACACAUUCGCCUUCCAGGGCCUGCGCAUAGACGAGGCGCUCCGUUUGUAUCUGGAGGCAUUCCGUCUUCCUGGCGAAGCACCUGUCAUUCAUCGCCUCUUGGAAACCUUCACUGACAACUGGCAUAAAGUGAACGGUAAUCCUUUCCUGACAAAUGACGCUGGCUUCGCCCUGGCGUAUGCGGUAAUCAUGCUGAACACUGAUCAACACAACCAUAACGUUCGAAAGCAGAACAUCCCCAUGACAUUGGAGCAAUUCAAGAAGAAUCUAAAAGGAGUGAAUGGAGGGAAUGACUUUGAUCAAGACAUGCUGGAAGAUAUCUAUAAUGCUAUCAAGAAUGAAGAGAUUGUGAUGCCCGAUGAGCAGACGGGGCUGGUGAAAGAGAACUAUGUGUGGAGCGUUCUCCUGCACAGGGGGGCUACGUCUGAGGGGAUAUUUGUCCAUGUGCCCGGCAGCAGUUAUGAUCGUGAUCUUUUCACCAUGACCUGGGGACCCACCAUCGCCGCCCUCUCCUACGUUUUUGACAAGAGCUUGGAUGAUGCCAUCAUUAGGAAGGCCAUCGCUGGGUUCAGUAAAUGUGCCAAGAUCUCUGCACACUAUGGCUUCAGUGAUGUUUUUGACAACUUGAUCAUUUCGCUCUGCAAGUUUACUACUCUCAGCUCUGAGUCUGUAGAGAACCUGCCCACUGUAUUUGGCAGUAACAGGAAGGCUCAAGCCGCUGCCGACACUGUUUUCAGCCUGGCCCAUCGUCACGGCGACAUCUUGCGAGAGGGAUGGAAGAACAUUAUGGACUCUAUGUUGCAGCUGUUCAGAGCUGAGCUUUUACCCCCAUCCAUGGUUGAGGUUGAGGACUUUUUGGACCCGAAUGAGAAGAUUUCUUUACAGCGUCAAGAGACACCGUCAAACAGGGGUGAGUCAACAAUGUUGAGUUUAAUGAACUGGUUAACAUUGAGUGAGCAGUCUGGGCACAGAGGUCCCUCCACUGAGAACCAGGAGGCCAAACAAGCGGCCCAGCUCUGCAUUAAGCAAUGUGACCCGGAGAAGCUGAUCACAGAAAGCAAGUUUCUGCAGCUGGAGUCUUUACAGGAGCUCAUGAAGGCUCUCAUCUCGGUGACCCCUGAUGAGGAAACAAUGUAUGACGAAGAAGAUGCUGCUUUUUGUCUGGAGAUGCUGCUGCGUAUUAUUCUUGAAAACAGGGACAGAGUUUCAUGUGUAUGGCAAACAGUACGGGAUCACCUGUAUCAGUUAUGUGUGCAUGCUACUGAGAGCUGCUUCCUGGUGGAGAGAGCCGUGGUAGGAUUGCUCAGACUUGCUAUACGUUUACUGCGGAGAGAGGACAUUGGCUCACAGGUUCUCCUCUCUCUUCGUUUGUUGUUGAUGAUGAAACCUCACGUUCUGUCCAGAGUCAGCAGAGAGGUGGCUUUCGGCUUGCACGAGCUGCUUAAAACCAACGCUGCCAACAUUCACUGCACUGAUGACUGGUACACGCUCUUUUCCCUUCUGGAGUGCAUUGGGGCUGGGGUCAAGCCUCCGGCUGCCCUGCAGGUUGCCAAUACCAACCCUGACAAUGACACAGGUGCUCAGUCAGAUAGUGAACUGAGUUCAUAUCAUCAUAGUGAAGUUAGUCUUAACCGGGGCUACACGUCUGACUCUGAGGUUUAUACAGAGCAUGGGAAAUCUAGAAUGCCCCGUUCAGCUACUGAUGUCGAGGUGGGCUGGCUAGUGGUGGGUAAAGAUGAUCUGGAUGUUACUAAGGCAGCAGUGGCACCAGCUUCAAAGCCCCUGACCCAUCCUCUCAUUAACCAGUACAGUCUGACUGUGGGGCAGGACAUGGGACUGCAUGACACCAAGUCCCUCAUCAAGUGUGUGGAUUCGCUUUCAUUCAUCGUACGCGAUGCCGCCCACGUCACUCCAGAAAACUUUGAGCUUUGUGUUAAAGCCAUACGAGUGUUUGUGGAGGCUAGCCUUAAUGGAGGAUACCGCACCCACGAGAAGAAAAAGAGUCACAAAUAUGACUCCAAAUCCAGCCGGCUCCGAAAGAAGCCACGAGAGAAGGAAAGCACAUCACGCCGAACCAAAGCAUCCAGUCAGCGGCCCACCCGUUCCCAUAGUGACGAUGAGGAAGAUGAGGGCGUGCCGGCCAGUUACCACACGGUGUCUUUUCAGGUUAGUCUGGACCUGUUAGACCUGAUGCAUACACUGCACACAAGAGCAGCCGGCAUCUACAGCUCUUGGGCAGAGGAACAGCGCCAUCUAGAGUGUGGUGGCAGAAAGAUUGAGGCUGACUCUCAAACAUUGUGGUCCAGCUGCUGGUGUCCUCUGCUUCAAGGUAUGGCUUGGUUGUGCUGUGACGCUCGGAGACAAGUCCGCAUGCAAGCUCUCACCUACCUACAGAGGGCACUACUUGUACAUGAUCUACAAACUCUGGAUGCGGUAGAGUGGGAGUCCUGCUUCAACAAGGUCCUGUUUCCUUUGCUGACUAAGCUGCUAGACAGCAUCAGUCCAGCUGAUGUGGGCGGCAUGGAGGAGACCAGGAUGAGGGCCUGCACACUGCUUUCUAAGGUGUUCCUUCAGCAUCUCUCUCCACUGCUGUCUCUGCCCACGUUUGCUGCUCUCUGGCUCACCAUUCUAGACUUCAUGGAUAAGUACAUGCAUGCUGGCUCCAGCGACCUGCUGCUGGAGGCAAUCCCUGAGUCUCUGAAAAACAUGCUGUUAGUAAUGGACACAGCAGGGAUCUUUCACUGUGCAGACUCUCGCACAGGCUACUCAGAUUUGUGGGAAAUCACCUGGGAGAGAAUUGACUGUUUCCUGCCCCGUCUCAAAGAGGAGCUCUUCAAACAGGCUGUCAUUCCAGAACCUGUCUGUAAUGUUCCUGUGGAGCCCGUCCCACUCCCUAUCGCUGUUACCCCAGCCUCUCCCCCUGUGCCAGCCCCCUCACAAGUGCCAGCAGCCCCUGCAGAGCCAAACAUCUCCAGCAGACCUGCGUCACCUCAGGACAUGCCCACACCUAGUGCCAAUGGUGAUCAAACGGAUAGAUCGUCUCCAGUUCCUCCCUCAACAUCUCCAAUACCCACUCCAGCAAAGAAGAGACCUACAGAGUCUCCACCCCCUCUCAGCCAGUCUCCACUCAUACUGCAGCCCCUCGCCUCGCCACUGCAAGUGGGUGUGCCCCCCAUGUCCCUGCCGAUCAUUCUGAACCCCGCUCUCAUACAGGCUACCUCACCUGUACCUCUGCUUCCCCGUCCCUCCGCCGAAUAACCCAAUCACAAACAGCGGGUGUGAGAGUGUCAUCGCAUUUGAAGGAGAAAUACAGUGAAAGAGAGCCAUCUUAUUUUACUGUUCUUCAAUCUUGCACUCUCCUCCGCUAUAGCCUUUGAAUAAUGUAACAGAAGGACUUGAAUAAUACAGCGUGAGAAAGAGGACAUUGACAUGCAUGGUUGCCUCUCCUCAUUUCAAACAUCAAAGCGCAACACCCAGACUGGAAUGUCCUUCAGUUAUCCAUGUUACAUAGAUAACAAUAUUUAUUUAAACCAUGAAGGUGCCACUGAAAUAUGGAAUACAAUUCAUUAUUUAUGGGAGUAGAUUUAUUUCAGCUGGGGUUUUGGUAAGCUAAUAGUGCCUGUCAGGGUGGAUUUACAUUUUUAAGUACUUAGUUCUUACUCAUGAGGUUUACUUGGGCAGAGAUCACAGAGAAUGGCUGAUUGGCAAAGGCAGGAUUGCACCAGGUCCAGAUAAUGAAACCAUAAAAGGACUUUAGCAUUAAAGCUUUUAUCAGAGCUCAAACUAAAUGAACCGGUACAAUUGAUUUGAAGAAAACCUGAUUUAUUUUGAACAGUUCGUAUUGUUUCUUUGGCUUUUACACUUUAAUUGUUUUGUUUUGCUGUAAAUUAUUACAAAGAAAACAGAGGAGUAACCACCUUGCCGUACAUGCUUCAUUAUUUGGAAAAUUACGUCUACAAAAUGGUCCUCAUUUUUAAAAACAAUUAAAUUGUGCUUGUACCAACAUCAGAUUUCAGUGAGAUCAUGCAAUUACUCGUUGCACUCCUCUAAAACAUUCCACAUUUUUCAGUGGUUUUCAACUUGCAGUUACUAAAUGAACAAGCAGAAUUCUGAAUGUUAGGUUUUAUCUUAUUUUUGAUAUCUUAAAUGGAGAUAACGUUGUUUCUCACAUUUAUGCUGAAUCAUUGUGGCAAUUCUGGUCUUUAAACGCUUUUUGAGAAUUUAUCCAACAAAUUACCUGAACGACAGAUCAACUGCUGUUCUUUCAAAAUCAAAUGAUUUUGGUGGGGGUUGCCACUAAAGAAAUGUUCCUGGUUCAGUACUAGUUAAGCUCAGUUGACGGCAUAUGUAGCAUAAUGUCAAUUAGAGCAGAAACUAUUUUGACUUGUCCCUGUUUUUAUUUAAAGCAAAAAUCAAGGUUACAGUGAAGUAAAUGGAGCCAGUCCAUAAACUGUUUCAAAAGUAUAGCCAAAAGACCUAAACAAUAUACAUGUUAAAAUGAUUUUAGUGUGAAAAUUGCUUACUAGGUUUACUGACACUACGCCGUCAUGGCUGCGAAAGUUGUUAUAUUGAAUACACAUAAAUAAGUUUGCGAUUGUAUCGCAUACUUUUGAAACUAAGUGUAUUUUAACGUUUAUGGAUUGGCCCCAUUCACUUCCAUUGUAAGUAAAUGCCUCACUAUAUCUGCAGUUUUUGCUUUUUUAUUUGAUAUAAACAGGCACCGUGUCAAAAAUAUUUUAAGUGGUAAUCAACAUUAUGCCACUACUGCUGCCAAUUGAGCUUAACUUAUUAACUUGGAUGUAUUAAAUCUGAAACAUUCCUCUAAUCAUAUUCCUUUUUAUGGUGAUUUCAACUCUGGAACCGUGAGCACUUUUACUUUUGUAUGAAGUCAUGAAUUCUUCGUGAACCUGAGACGUUUAUCCCAGAAGAAAGCUAUAAAAUGUACUAAAAUAAAAGUUCUCAGACCGGCACUUCAGCGUGCAUUGUCAAGACCACCCACGACCAGCUCAAGCUUUCCACAAAUACAUUUGAAGUGAAUCUGACCUGUAACUCAUGGUGGUUUCUCAGUAUAAAUGUGUUAGGACGCUUCAGUAGCAAGGCUCAAGAAACUAUAGAAUGACUAUAGAAUGAUUCUGUAAUUUAAUGUUGAUCAUCACUGCUUUGGCACCAACACAAACCUAUGGUGGCAGUGGAUGGGACAGACUUUAUUUUGUAUGUGCACUUGUACUACAUUCUUAGAUAUAUCAGGAAUUCUGUAGUCAACAGGUAAUUAAAUGGAAAUAAUCUGUAUAUAUAUAUAUGAAAAAAGUUAUUGUACUUUUUACUGUGUAAUAAAUAUAUGGUCAAAUA
This is a messenger RNA of Xyrauchen texanus (razorback sucker), 7872 nucleotides long. RefSeq names its product golgi brefeldin A resistant guanine nucleotide exchange factor 1 (gene gbf1). Gene Ontology annotation, molecular function: guanyl-nucleotide exchange factor activity. The record is from RefSeq and is a predicted model, not a curated record. The transcript has 41 exons. Lineage: Eukaryota; Metazoa; Chordata; Actinopteri; Cypriniformes; Catostomidae. Gene Ontology annotation, biological process: regulation of ARF protein signal transduction. The coding region runs from base 142 to 5781 and encodes 1879 amino acids.